GAUUGUUCAUCUCCCACGAUAGUUUUGCCAAGACUACCGAUACCGUGUCAUAUACUCAAGUCGUAUCUUCACUCACCCCACCCAGUCAUCAUGGAUUCGCUCAUUGCGCACCCAUCCAACGCCACCCAGGCAAAGACCUUUGUUGGUCCGGGCAGCUUGUCCUAUCCCAAUGGUGCCGAGCUGACCCCGCCCUCGUCUGAAAAGAAUGCGCUUCAGGAUGGCAAUGCCAAUGGCGUCGCAACCCCAGCGGCUACUCCCGACAACCAGAACUCGGCCUCUGGCAUUGUGCCGACGCUUCAGAAUAUCGUCGCUACGGUGAACCUGUCGGCACGUCUCGAUCUCAAGACCAUCGCCCUGCAUGCCCGUAAUGCUGAAUACAAUCCGAAGCGGUUCGCAGCCGUCAUCAUGAGGAUACGCGAGCCGAAGACGACCGCGCUCGUCUUCGCGAGUGGCAAAAUGGUUGUUACCGGUGCGAAGUCUGAAGACGACAGCCGCCUUGCAUCUCGCAAGUACGCUAGGAUCAUUCAAAAGCUGGGGUUUAAUGCCAAGUUCACCGACUUCAAGAUUCAGAAUAUCGUCGGCUCUUGCGACAUCAAGUUCCCAAUUCGUCUGGAGGGUCUGGCUAGCCGCCAUCAUACCUUCUCUUCAUAUGAACCCGAGCUUUUCCCAGGCUUGAUCUAUCGUAUGAUGAAGCCGAAGAUUGUCCUACUCAUCUUCGUCAGUGGCAAGAUUGUCCUGACCGGUGCCAAGGUCCGCGAGGAGAUUUACCAGGCCUUUGAGCUCAUCUACCCCGUGCUCUCUGACUUCCGCAAGUCCUGAGUGGCCAACUAGCACUACCAAAGAUCGCGCUUUCCAUUUCUCAGGCGAAUGGUCGGCUUGUAUCUCUAUCUUCAUUCGGUCGAUUGUGGCUCCUCCCGAUUUAACGACGAGGUCUUGGCAAACUUCUCCAGCCCGACUGCAAGCUCCUUGCCGGCUAGCUCGAGAAGGAAGCCUUUUGACUCAAAAUUCCCCAUGUCUCUUUUCUCCCCACUUGUCUUUCUUGCGGCAUUGCAUGGAGUCCCGGAUGGUCCCUUCGGAUAUGGUGGCCACUUCUUUUCAUUGGUUUUCAAAACAUUCCCCACACCUUUAGAGCAGCACACCUCACCUCCCUCCUCGUGGUGCGCUCGGAGUUCAAUCUCCACCUAAUUUGUCAUGGAGAUGGAGUGUUCUUUCUUUAGCCUUUUCUACCCCGAACAUGAAUAGGGUGGGUGUGGAAAGGUGUCUCGGCGAGACU
Messenger RNA from Lindgomyces ingoldianus, 1273 nucleotides. Its product is annotated as transcription initiation factor-like protein. Gene Ontology annotation, biological process: DNA-templated transcription initiation. Gene Ontology annotation, molecular function: RNA polymerase II general transcription initiation factor activity; DNA binding. The coding region runs from base 91 to 819 and encodes 242 amino acids. The record is from RefSeq and is a predicted model, not a curated record. The transcript has 3 exons. NCBI's taxonomy places the organism in Eukaryota, Fungi, Ascomycota, Dothideomycetes, Pleosporales, Lindgomycetaceae.